Messenger RNA from Elgaria multicarinata webbii, 5580 nucleotides. RefSeq names its product pogo transposable element derived with ZNF domain (gene POGZ). Lineage: Eukaryota; Metazoa; Chordata; Lepidosauria; Squamata; Anguidae. The record is from RefSeq and is a predicted model, not a curated record. Gene Ontology annotation, cellular component: nucleus. The coding region runs from base 260 to 4282 and encodes 1340 amino acids. The transcript is spliced from 19 exons. Gene Ontology annotation, biological process: positive regulation of transcription by RNA polymerase II. Gene Ontology annotation, molecular function: nucleic acid binding.
GUGUGUUGUUGCUUCUGUGUUGUAUCAACCCGCAACCAUUUUUAUUUUUUUUUAAAAAAAAAAAAAUUUAAAGAGGGGAGAGCGAGCGAGGGAGGAGGGGAAGCUCAUGCGAGCCUCUCUUCCCUCGCGUCGGCCUUCUCUGAGGUACUGGAAGAGGGGUGUGUGUCACUUUAAGAGAGUGGACUAGGCAAGCCUCGGAGGCGGAGGAGGAGAAGGGAGCAACAGCGGCGGCCGCAGCGGCAGCAGCAAGCCUGGAAGGAUGGCGGACACCGACUUAUUUAUGGAAUGUGAGGAGGAGGAGCUGGAGCCAUGGCAGAAAAUCAGCGACGUGAUUGAAGACUCGGUGGUCGAAGAUUACAAUUCGGUUGACAAAACUGCCACAGUUUCGGUGAGCGUGCAGCCAGUGGCCACCCCAAUGCCGAUUGUUGCCCACGCGUCCCUCGGCGGCGGCCUCACGACGCCCACGUCCGUCAGCGGCAGCGGGCCGCCCAACAGCGACAGCGCGAAGAAGACGUUGGUGACACUCUUUGCAAACAACAGCGCCGGUGCACCUCUAGUCCAGCAAGGCGGGCAGCCGCUGAUCCUCACACAGAACCCGGCUUCCGGCCUAAGCACAGUGGUGACCCAGCCGGUUCUCCGGCCGGUACAGGUCAUGCAGAAUGCCAACCAUGUGACCAAUUCCCCAGUGACCAGCCAACCCAUCUUCAUCACAACCCAGGGUUUCCCUGUACGGAACGUCCGACCUGUGCAAAACGCCAUGAAUCAGGUUGGGAUUGUCCUGAACGUACAGCAAGGCCAGACUGUGAGGCCCAUAACCCUUGUCCCAGCCCCAGGUACCCAGUUUGUGAAACCCGCCGUCGGCGUCCCUCAGGUUUUCUCCCAAAUGACCCAGGUGAGACCCGGUCCGACCAUGCCGGUCCGACCGUCCUCCAACACUUUCACGACGGUCAUUCCGGCCACUCUUACCAUCCGGAGCACCGUCCCACAGUCACAAGCGCAGCCGCAAAUGAGCAUUGCAAGUUUUGUGACGGUGAAAAGGCCCGGGGUGACGGGCGAGAACAGCAACGAGGUGGCGAAGCUGGUGAACACCUUGACGACGGUUCCUUCGCUGGGCCAAACCUCAGGCUCCAUCGUGGUCUCCAACAACAGCCCGGCUCACGGCUCCCAGAGAGCAGGCAUCUCCGAGUCCCCGUCGCAGAAAGUCAGCUCGUCACCCAUUUCCACCUUCGACUUGCAAGACAGCGGGCGGAAAGUCUGUCCCCGGUGCAAUGCCCAGUUUAGAGUCACUGAAGCUUUAAGAGGCCACAUGUGUUACUGCUGCCCUGAAAUGGUGGAAUUCUUGAAAAAAGGGAAACUCUUGGAGUCGGAACCAAAUAUCCAGUCCCCCAAGCCCCCUUCCCCGGAGAAAACGGCUGCCGUUGCUUCGCCCCCCUCCUCCACCCCCAUCCCCGCCCUCUCGCCGCCGGCCAAGAUCUCCGAGCAGAGCGACGGCACAAGCGACGGGGCACAGAGCAAGCUGAUCAUGCUGGUGGACGACUUCUACUACGGCCGGGACGGAGGCAAAGUGAACCAGCUGCUCAAUUUCCCCAAAGUCCCGACGUCCUUCCGCUGCCCACACUGCACUAAGAGGCUCAAGAACAACAUACGGUUUAUGAACCACAUGAAACACCACGUUGAGCUGGAUCAGCAGAACGGGGAGGUGGACGUCCACACCAUCUGUCAGCACUGUUACCGGCAGUUCACCACUCCCUUCCAGCUACAGUGCCACUUGGAAAAUGUACACAGCCCCUACGAAUCCACCACCAAGUGCAAGAUCUGUGAGUGGGCGUUUGAGAGCGAGCCCAUGUUCCUGCAGCAUAUGAAGGACACCCACAAGCCAGGGGAGAUGCCCUACGUCUGCCAGGUCUGCCAGUACCGCUCGUCGCUCUACUCCGAGGUGGACAGCCACUUCCGAAUGGUGCACGAGGACACGCGGCACCUCCUCUGCCCGUACUGCCUCAAGGUCUUCAAGAACGGCAACGCCUUUCAGCAGCACUUCAUGAGGCAUCAGAAGAAGAGCGUCUACCACUGCAACAAGUGUCGGCUGCAGUUCCUCUUCGCCAAGGACAAGAUUGAGCACAAGCUACAGCACCACAAAACGUUCCGCAAGCCCAAGCAACUAGAGGGGCUGAAGCCGGGCACCAAGGUUACCAUCAGGGCCUCCAGAGGACAACCACGGACAGUGCCUCUCUCGGCGAACGACAUGCCCCCAGGCCUCCUACAGGACGCCACCUUGCUGUCGGCCUCUUCGGAGCCCCAGCCCAACUUCCCGUAUCCGCCGUUCCAGAGGAACAUCCAGAAGAAAGCCGUCAGGAAAAUGAGCGUCCUCGGCAGGCAGACGUGCCUGGAGUGCAGUUUCGAAAUCCCGGAUUUCCCGAACCACUUCCCAACCUACGUCCACUGUUCGCUGUGCCGUUACAGCACCUGCUGCUCACGGGCCUACGCCAACCACAUGAUCAACAACCACGUUCCUCGCAAGAGUCCGAAGUACUUGGCCUUGUUCAAAAACUACACCGCUUGCGGGGUGCGGUUAGCUUGCUCCGCUUGCCUCUUCGUGACGUCGGAAGGUGACGCCAUGGCCAAGCACCUUGUCUUCAACCCGUCGCACGAAUUCAGCAACGUCAUUCUACGAGGUCCGACCUGGAGUUCCCACGCAAGGCCCGCUCAGCCUUUCGACCGAGGCCUGAAAGCGCCGGCCUCCAACUACCCCCCAAGCAAAGCUGCUACUGUGAACGCGUCAUCUCCUCCGCCCGAGGGCGAGAAGGGCGAGGAGGCGCCUAGCGAGGAGGUGCCCGAGGCCGGCAAAAGGCCUCCCGCCGUGGCCCAGGAGGACGAGUGCUUGCACAUCGAGGACCCGGAGGAGGAGCCGCCGGCAAAGGAAGUGCCUGAGCCCGUCAGCAAAAAGGAGCAGCUCUCCGUGAAGAAGCUGCGGGUGGUUCUCUUUGCUUUGUGCUGUAACACCGAACAGGCGGCGGAACACUUCAAGAACCCCCCGAGGCGGAUCCGGCGCUGGCUGAGGAGGUUCCAGGCUUUCCAGGAGGAGAACGUGGCCUCUCUGUCCGAGGCCAAGUACCUGAGCUUAGAGGCCGAGGAGAAGCUGGCGGAGUGGGUCCUCACCCAGCGCGAGCAGCAGUUGCCGGUCAACGAGGAGACCCUCUUCCAGAAGGCCACAAAGAUCGGGCGGUCCCUGGAGGGCGGCUUCAAGAUCUCCUACGAGUGGGCGGUCCGCUUCAUGCUCCGGCACAACCUCAGCACGCACAACCGCCGGGCGGUGGCCCACCCGCUCCCCAAAGACGUGGAGGGCCACGCCGGCUGCUUCAUUGAGUUCGUGCAGCGGCAGAUCCACACCCAGGAUCUGCCGCUCUCCAUGAUCGCGGCCAUCGACGAGAUCUCCCUCUUCUUGGACGUGGAGGUGCUGUGCAGCGACGACCGGAAGGAGAACGCUUUGCAGACGGUGGGCACGGGGGAGCCCUGGUGCGACGUGGUCUUGGCCAUCCUGGCCGACGGGAGCGUCCUGCCCACCCUCGUCUUCUACCGGGGCCGCGUGGAGCAGGCGGCCAACGUGCCCGAGACCAUCGUCCUCGAGGCCAAGGAGAGCGGCUACAGCGACGACGAGAUCAUGGACGUCUGGGCCUCCAAGGUGUGGCACAAACACAUAGAGAGCCAAAACAGCAAAGGCAUGCUGGUCCUGGAUUGCCACCGGACGCACCUCUCGGAAGAAGUCCUGUCCGUGCUGAGCUCCUCCAGCACGCUGCCGGCCGUCGUCCCGGCCGGCUGCAGCUCCAAAAUCCAGCCCUUGGAGGUUUGCAUCAAAAGGACCGUGAAAAACUUUGUGCACAAGAAAUGGAAAGAGCAGGCCAAGGAGAUGGCGGACUCCACGUGCGACUCGGACAUCCUCCUCCAGCUGGUCUUGUGCUGGCUGGCCGAGGCGCUGGAGGUCAUUGGCGACUGCCCGGAGCUGGUGCAGCAGUCUUUCCUGGUGGCCAGCGUGCUGCCCGGCCCCGACGGCACGGCCAACACGCCCACCCGCAACGCCGACAUGCAGGAGGAGCUGAUCGCCUUGCUGGAAGAGCAGCUGAAGCUCAGCCACGAGCCCCAAGACGAGGAGGCUGACUUGCCGGACGGGGCGCAGGGCGAGGAAUCCGCCAACCCCGAGAUCCUCCACCAGCUCUUCGAGGGAGAGAGCGAGACGGAAUCCUUCUACGGCUUUGAGGACGCGGAUCUGGAUCUGAUGGAAAUCUGAGCACAGAGAAGAAUUCAUUCUCCUUUUUUUAAAAACACAAACAGAAAUAUCAACGUUGGACGAGACCAUUUUCACUUCCCUGUGGAUUUGUGGGUGAAGGAGAUUAGUAGGUGAACACGCAGACUAAUAACCAUGGAUGCUGUUCAUUUAUUUCUUCCCCCCCUCCCCCUUUUUCGUGCUUAAUUUGUUUUUGUUUUGCUUAAAUCACUGUUAUUGGUAAUUUCUGAAGAUAUAUUGUGGGUGAAUUUAUUAUUUGGGGUUUUUUUUUGUUUUGCAUUUUCUUUACCUCAGUGUAUUAUAGUUUCUGGUUGUUGUUUUUGUUCUUGUUUUAUACUGUGCAAAAGGUUUUUAAUUCUACUACAUCAUCAAUGUGACCUUUCUGGAAGACAAGGAAAACCAUUAUGUAGCUAAUGAAUGAAUCUCUCGGAGUCUCUUUUUUAAAAAAAAUUGUUUUAACACAAGAUUAUUUUUCUUUUAACACUUGGAGCCAGAAACCAAGAUUUCUGGGGUAACCUUUGUUUUUAAGGUAUGAAUGAUUACUUUAACAUGUGAUGCGUUCUAUAGCCGCCCCCUGAAAUUUGAGAUUUCCUACUAAAAAGAAGACAGCAAUUAAAUGCAGGCAUCCUCACUUAGGCAGGGGGAGUGUGUGGAUUUCUCCUGUUCGACACCAGCAAAUGGAUCUUUGGACUAUGCGGUACUGUGCUUUGAAAAGGAAGGUUGAGCAAAGAUCCACUUGUAGAAAGCUACCUGGACUUCCUGACGGUUGAUGGGCUUCUCUGUCUCCGCUGGAGAAACCUAUCAGUUUACCUGCUGCUUUUGAAUUGCUAACACAUAGACUAUGGAAGAUCUAAGCUCUUUGCAGGAAACUUCCUUGGGCGGUUGGUUUCGAGCGAAUUCUCUUAUGGACCAUUUAAAACUUUCUUUUCUAAAAAAAAACUAUCGAUAGCUGCUGAAAUCUGCUUUCUCCUAUGACAUCAAGACACUACUACGUUCCCUGAAAGGAGUGCUCCAAUCGAACCCCAGCGAUGACAUGCACAGACACACACAGAAAGAGGGCAAUUUUUCCUGUUUUUAUUUUUCACUGCCAGCGUAAAAAAUGGAGACAAAAAAAAAAAGAUGUUUUUUCUACUGUUUGCAUGUUUGAGAGUUUUUUUAAAAAAAUUGUAACGUAUUACGGUCUAAAUAACGGAAGCGUUUUGACAUGACAAAAGUGGGAACCCACCCAACCUCAGCACCAUUUCUGUUCUUUCCGUUGAGGUUUUCAAGAAAAUCUCCCUUACCCACCCCUCACCCCACCC